CGGCAGGCACGGAAGCUUCAAGCUUCACUUCUACGUCACAAGCAGUGCUAUCUGCUGCAAUACUGUACACACCAAGUCCAGCUCCCACGUCCCCCGUAGAACAAACGCACAUAUACCGUAGGUAAAGGACACUCUCAUAUCCCCCUUCUUACUCUUCCAACAUGCCCAACAAGAUCAUCCUCGCCAUCAACGCCGGCUCCUCCUCCGUCAAAGUCUCCGUCUUCACCUACACCACCCCGACCGCCGACCCGCAGGAACUCGCCGUGAUCCAAGUCGCCGGCCUCACCGCCCCGCCCGCAACCCUCAAAUACGACCGCGGCGACCAACACAUUAAGAACAAGGAGCUGUCCGACAUCAACGGCUCGGAAAGCGCAUACGAAUACAUCCUCAACCACCUCACCUCAGACGACGGCCUACCGGAACUGAAGCAUGCAGACGACAUCGAGUUCGCCUGCCACCGCGUCGUCCACGGCGGGGACUACGACAAACCCACCCGGAUCGACAGAGAUACCCUCCACCAUCUGGAAGAACUCUCCGACCUCGCACCGCUGCACAACGCCGGCGCGCUGGACAUCGUGAAAGCGGUACACGCCAAAUGCCCCAAAGCGACCAACGUGGCCUUCUUCGACAAUGCCUUCCACCAAACCCUCCCUCUCGCCGCAAGGACGUACGCGAUAGAUCAGAAGGUAGCAAAGCGGAAUAAACUGCGGAAAUACGGGUUCCACGGACUGUCAUACGCCUUCAUCACCCGCGCCGUGGCCUCACACUUGCAGAAACCGGUGGAGAAACUCAACAUCAUCGCCCUGCACCUCGGCUCGGGAGCGAGCGCCUGCUGCAUCCAAGCCGGGAAAAGUAUCGACACAACCAUGGGUCUCACACCCCUCGCCGGCCUGCCCGGAGCGACACGCAGUGGAGACGUGGAUCCGAGUCUCAUCUUCCACUUCACGCAUGACGCCGGGAAACCGAGUCGGAGUAGUACGACGGAUAUGCAUAUCACGCAGGCGGAGGAUAUUUUGAACAAGAAGUCCGGGUGGAAGGCGUUGACGGGGACGACGGACUUUGGCGUGAUUAGCUCGAAAGCAGGGGAGGGGAAUGAAGAGUGCCAACUCGCUUUCGAUAUCUUCGUCGACCGCAUCUCGGACUUCGUGGGGGCGUACUACGUCAAGCUGAAAGGUGAGGUUGACGCAUUGGUGUUCGCGGGCGGGAUUGGGGAGAAAGGGGCUGCGUUGCGGAAGGCGGUGGUGGAGAAGGCGGGGUGUUUGGGGUUUGGGUUGGAUGAGGAGGUGAAUGAGAAGCCCGGGGAGCAGUUGGUGGUGGAUGUGGGCAGGCAGGGGUUCAAGCAUGGGGUGUUGGUGUGCCAGACGGAUGAGCAGAGUGAGAUGGCGAGGGAGUGUGCGCAGGAGGCUGACGGGUUGAGGCGGAAGGAGUGAAAUGCACGGACGAAGUGGCGGGGUGGAGUUCGGAGGAGUGCU
This is a messenger RNA of Baudoinia panamericana UAMH 10762, 1472 nucleotides long. RefSeq lists its product as uncharacterized. Gene Ontology annotation, molecular function: acetate kinase activity. NCBI's taxonomy places the organism in Eukaryota, Fungi, Ascomycota, Dothideomycetes, Mycosphaerellales, Teratosphaeriaceae. The record is from RefSeq and is a predicted model, not a curated record. Gene Ontology annotation, biological process: phosphorylation; acetate metabolic process. The transcript has a single exon. Bases 162 to 1430 code for a protein of 422 amino acids.